Tigriopus californicus is the source of this 1397-nucleotide messenger RNA. RefSeq lists its product as uncharacterized. The record is from RefSeq and is a predicted model, not a curated record. The coding region runs from base 42 to 1295 and encodes 417 amino acids. The transcript has 15 exons. NCBI's taxonomy places the organism in Eukaryota, Metazoa, Arthropoda, Copepoda, Harpacticoida, Harpacticidae.
AGUUUCUUGUUCAUCGUUAAGGGGGACGGACAUUUAUUAACAUGGGAUCUCUCACAACCUCCGCCAUCUUGGUCCUUAUCACUUUGGGAUUCGAGUUGUCUCGUUCGGAAUUGGUCAAUUCUACAAGAGCGGGCAAAAUUUUCUCACCAUUUCAGAUCGUGACAUUUCCGAACAUCGCUUGCAUUGGAUCCGAGGCAAGAAAUGGAACUUGCUUCACAUCCGACGAAUGUACCAUGAAAGGUGGAACGCCAAGCGGAACUUGCGCCCAAGGAUUUGGCGUUUGUUGUACAUUCACCAUCGGAUGUGGAGCUACCACCUCUCAGAAUUGUACUUAUCUCACCCAAACAACCACUACCAAUCCAGCCGCUGAUCCCUGCAUUUUUACCAUCUGCAAGGAAUCCCCUCAUAUCUGUCGGAUAAGGCUGGACUUUGCGACGUUUGCAAUUGCCGGACCAGCGAUAGGCACUGCUGCUGCGGCUGCUGCCGACGACGCAGUAAACGCUCUCAAGAUUGGGGAUUGCUUGACCGACUCUUUUGUGCUCAGUUCGCCAGGAAACACGGCCUCACCGGUCAUUUGCGGUUUUAAUUCAGGACAACACAUGAUUGUGGAUGCAUCAGGUUCAUGCAACCAAGCUAUCUUUAACUUUGAUGGAACUGCAUCCACUCGUCAGUUUGACAUCAAAGUGACACAGUAUGCUUGUGGCGAUGAAAAUGGAGGCCCGGAUGGAUGUCUCCAAUACUUUUCUGGAAAUACGGGACAAUUGGCCAGCUUCAACUUUCCUACCACGGACUCAGCCAUUGCCGAUGGAACGACUCACUUGUCCAGCCAAUGCUACAACAUCUGUUUUCGACAAGAGGAAGGGAAAUGUGCCAUUUGCUUCAAUACCGUAAUUAUGGGGGGAGGCGUCACUGGCAACCAAGGCUCCUUCGGGCUUUCUAUCAGUCCUGAUGGAGCUGCUGCGAAAGGAACUCAAGACGUGGGAUGCAGCGAAGAUUAUCUUCAGAUUCCCGGUGGUAGCCGUGAUGAUACUGGUGCCAUGUUCACUGUGGGGGUCCUGAACGCCUUUUCUCAUGUGCGGAUUUGCGGGCGCUUUUUCGGCUUCGUUGAUGCGGCAAGCAUUGUUGGAGCAGAUAAUAACCGAGAAUCUAUUUGCACUCAACAACGUCCAUUUCGGAUCAUUUUCAAGACCGACGCUGAUGAAUUGUUGGUUGGCGAUGCUGCAACUAAUGAACAAAAACUAUUCCCUGGUGGCAUCAUUGGAUUUCACCUCGACUACGCUCAGCAGGACUGCUAAACCUUCGAGGCUUCAUGAACAACGGAAAGAUAGUAGUACUUUUAAUCAAUUGUGUGUUUGAACCAUUCAGUUAUUUCGAAUAAGCAGAAGCAUUCGCCCAAA